Molecule: messenger RNA, 838 nt
Organism: Fulmarus glacialis (Northern fulmar)
Lineage: Eukaryota; Metazoa; Chordata; Aves; Procellariiformes; Procellariidae
Product: protein FAM57A-like
Exons: 5
Biological process (GO): lipid homeostasis
Cellular component (GO): endoplasmic reticulum; membrane
Source: RefSeq, a predicted model, not a curated record
GCGUCGAGGUGCUAACAGCUCUCCUGGUGCAACCGCGCCGAGGCCACCACCCCUGCUCCUCGGCCCUUCUUCGGCGACAUUUGGGGUGACCCGUUUCCUCUCGCGCGGUUUCAGGUUGGUGUCAACGGUCCAAGCCACGAUGGCAACGGUGUCGGGGAUCACGGUUGUCCUUAACUGCGAGGACGUGGUGUACGACAGGCACUGGCUGGCCGUAGAGUACAUCUGGGUCCUCGUUCCCUACAUGACCUACGACAUUUACGUCAUGUACCUCUGCCACUGGCACAAGAGCCAGGACAGGGGAGUCGCGGAGAAGAAGCACUCGCUGGCCAGCGUGCGGAGCUUCCUCCUGCAGGAGCGGCUGAUGGUGACCCACCACCUCUUCAUCCUCAUCGUGCUCACCCCCGUCACCCAGCACUUCAGGGGAGAGCUGGGGGACUUCUUCGUGGGCUGCAUCUUCACAGCAGAGCUGAGCACGCCUUUCGUAUCGCUGGGCAAAAUCCUCAUGCAGCUCAAAAUGCAGGACACGCUCCUGCACAAGGUGAACGGGAUCCUCAUCCUGGUGACCUUCUUCCUCUGCCGUAUUCUCCUCUUCCCCUUCAUGUACGCGGCCUACGCCAGGCAGGUGGGAAUCCCCAUUUACAUGGUGCCUUUCCGCAUCCCCCUGCACUGCAACAUAGCCAACGCCUCCCUCAUCGCCCCCCAGCUCUACUGGUUCAGGCUCAUCUGCCGCAAAGCCGCCCGACUCUACGGGCAGGUACUGCGCCAGCAUGGCCUCGGCAGCCCCCCGGAGACCUGUGGCCACUCUGUGCCUUUCAUUCUGUCCACAAUCAACGGCUGA